AUGACUUUUUGGAGUUUCAACCUGGGAAUAUUUCAAUGUUUUUCAAUUCUCACCUCGUCUAAUCGUCAAUUGCAUACCUUUCAUGACGCCAUAAGUAUCAUAAAGGGUUAUUUUUCGAAGAUGAGCGUCUCAACGGCAGUAAAACCGAGUGAAUCACCGCACGUAUCUCCCGGGGAAAAUUCGUCGCGGUCUUCCCGUGCGAAAAACAAACUUGCAAAGACUCCUAGUUCGCCAUGUGUCUUGCCAAUUCUUGAAGGUGGAAAACCACAGACGGAUGAAAUAAGACGUGAACUAAUGGAUUCCAGUGGAAGAAGUGAUAUUUUGGACCGAGAUAAGACUUUUUUAACUGGAAUGAAUGACUUUAUACCUGAGGAUAUUUUGAACAGUUUGACGCAGCAUCCUGUUCCGCCUUCGCGAGAACAGUUAGGGCCUUCAUCAAAACACAAAAAACUGAAACCUUUAGAGGUAGGGAUCUUUGAAUAACAGGAAUAGGGUGGUUUUAUGUAUCAUUGUAAAAAAUGCGACUCGAUCAAAUACGUUUUCUCUGCAUGUUAUUUGUUUUAGUUCAAUCUUAUUCUUGCAUUAGUUCUAAUUAUUUUUGUCAAAUAGUUAGUAAUGUACAUGUUGUAUGGAAAGCCAACCAAAUUUAAACUGAUUACUGAUCAAAUUGAACCAGAACGUAUUUGUUUACUUAAUUACAUGUACCAUACAGCGGUAAGCACGGAUAAUGUCAUUUCCGAUAGAUUUAAAACAUAGACAUCAUCAUCUUAUUUUUGUGUAAUUAUAUUUACAUUGAAAUAAACUGCUGGAGCGAGGGCAUCUCUUAAUUUUUUGCAGGAUGUGUACAAUUUUUGAACCUUUGAUUACUGUUGAUAUUAGCAUAAUCACUUCCUUCUAUCAACUUUCUAGAUUACUCCACCUGCUCGUAGAAGACCAGCUAAUGUUUGGAAUUUUCCCAGAGGAAGAGAAAAGCUUAAACAUCUUGCAGAACAGCCACCUUGUGUUUGUGGAGCAGGGAGGUAAACAAAGACUUACAACAUGUAUUACAGCUGACAUGGAAGACUAGCCUCCAUUUGGUGCUCAAUAGAUAAACAAAGCCACCAUUUAGUAAGACAAUAUGCAUGGAUAUUUGUUGGCAGACACAAUUUCUUCUGAGUUGCAAACAUGUUUCUGAGAGCAAUGCAUGAGGAAAACUGUGAGGAAUUGAGGAACCAAUAAAGUCCAAAGACAAAUAAAGUACUGGUUAAGAUAUCUGUGCACCAAAUGGGAAUUGCUAUGCAUAUUAUCCUUCAAAUAUCACCUGAUGUUCUCCAGUUUUACCAAUCACAUGCAAGCAAAAAUAUUUGAUGGAUUUUGAUAAUGGUUAUCCUUUGUUGAUGAAUUAAGAUGAUAAUUUACCUGAGAUGUGGGAAAAACAGAUUAAAUUAGUUAAACAUCAUUCAGACCUGAAGUUCAUUUGAAUCAUAACAUUUCCAUUUAAGAGUUCUUUGCUUAGUGUUAAGGAACUGUUGCAAGCAAAGAAGGCAGAUCAAUUUCAACUUAGUGUUGUCUAGAAUAUAGACAUUGUUAUGUCUGUUUUUGUAUUUCACCUUUAUGAAAAGAAGAUUGUAUUAUUUUUCAGGGAUAUUUCAUUCCUAUAUGAUGCAACAGUCCCAGACAAGAGAGUCUUAGACUCAGCUGGAAAACAGCUGGUUAUGUCAGGGCCUGAUGGAAUAAAGAUGUCCCCUGGAGACAAGUAUUUAGAGCGUGCUGAAAAAAGCAGAGAAAGUGAGAAGGAUGCAAUGGUAAAGUUUUGGAGAAUUUUCAUGACAGCACAUUACCUAGAGUAACAAAGAUUAUUGAUUAUUUAGAGUUAGGUUGAACUCUACAGUAAACUUGAAAUUUUGUUUCUGCUCUUUUUCAAUAGGAAGUGAGAUCUCAAAUUCCCAACAGCCUCAUUCCCUCAGAGUAUCAUAUAGUCAAGAAUCCUGGUGUCAUGGGAUUAGAGUUUCAAGAAGAGUAUGUACAGAAAACAUUUGCCAACUGAAGUUAACUUCUCUUCUUGUUUUCAAUAUCAUGUAAUACAUUAUCCACCUCACAUGUGGGGAGAAUAGUUAAGAAUACCUUAUUUGCUCACAAAUUCAGAAGAAAACAAGUGGCAGCUAGAUGGGUAAAUUAUCUGUCAAAUGUUGAAAGUUAAAGGGUAAAUUGAAGUGUGAAAAAGUAUUACAUAUGAUUCAAAUGUAACACACACAUCUGGUUCAUUUUAUAUUUAAUAGGCAAAGUAAUCAUGAACAUUCAUUCCUUUUUCAUUAACUCUAAAUAAUUGGUUACAGUUGUGCAUGUACAUACCUUUAUUCAUGAUGUAACUCAUACAAAUCUCCAUUGUUUAUUUUUUUGAUAUGUAAAAGUCACAUUUAUUGUUAUUACAGUAAGUAUACCACAUAUGUUCAUGGCCAUGAGGAUCAUCUUACUGUUUUCCCUUCAAUGUAAGUGAACCCUGGUCAAUUUUUUGAAAUAUAAUUUGUCAAUUUUUUAGCCAUCAUUUAUUUGCAUCUUACUGGUAUUUGGAUUAAAUAUGCCUUGCUCUUUCUUGUAAAAAUUUGUACUAUCAUCUUGGUAUGUAUGUUAUUAGGAAAAACUUAAGGGGUGAGAAGAACAAGAUUUAGAUGACACAGGGUGUGUCUUCUGGUCACCUUGUCUUGGCUGUGUAAUAAGUAAGAAGAAACCCAAGCCCUUUUUGCCAUUAUACAUCUUGGGUCUACUUCCUUUUCAAGCUAGCGAAAAAGAAAAAUUAAAAAAACCUUAUAAGGGAUGGACUAUGAGCAAUACCAUUUAGCUAAACUUUUUGGAUAGUUGGGUGGCUGUCAACAUGAAGGAUUCUCAUUUAUAUCUACUUGUUCAUGUUGAUUGAUUUGAAAUGUUUAUAUUAUUGAUAAAUAGGAAUCAUAGAAAGACAGUGAAUUUUCCUAUCAUAAAGAUUCUUUUUUAUUUGAAGGAAACCAACAGGGAGACAAGAAGUGCUUAAACUAAAGGUUUGUUGUAGAUCCUUUCUGCUCUUUAGGGACCGGUCAUUAUUUAUCGCCUGGGGGGGGUCGGAGUAUUUUUGUUGUCACAUCGGAGCAUUUACCUGAUCCCCCCGUAGAGUAUCUAGUUUUUUAGAGAUCCCCCCUUAUCGGUAGUGGAAAGUUUCAUGAUCCCCCCCCCUUUUCUCCCAGCCACCGCCAAAUAACUUUUUGAAUAUGCAAGUGAUAUUUUAAUAGUGGUACUUACGUCUCAUGGACCUUGAACCACAACGGUAAAUAUUUGCUCGUCAGAUACGAACUGAAUUGUCGAGGAAGUGCCAAUCUCAGGCUGUUCAUCCAAAUCCACGAAAACAUAGUCAUCGUCGCUCUCUGCCUCUCCACUUUCGGAUUCUUCAUCCUCGGAUUCCACGUCAUCUUCAUCACUCGACAGUUCUUCUGUUAUCACAGUCUCUUUAUUCUGUCGGUAAUAGUGACAUCGAAUGGCCUUCACUUUGUCAAGUUUCCGACCCACAGUCGUCAAACCAUGCUUGUUGAGAUACAGGUCUAGUUCUCUUACCCGCAACUUUUCAACUUUGCCACCCUCGAUGAGGUUAUCCCAUUGAAAGUCCUUGUACGUUCGUUCGGCCUCUUGCCUUCUUCGCUCCUGAGCUGCUCUUGUUCUGAUGUCCUUUCGGAUCUCAAUAUCCUUCAAAUGAUUAACAUAUGCAAUGACGUGCUUCUCUUCCACAUUAUAUUUUGAGCAGAAGCUCUUCAUGGUAUCCUGAUCGUUUCUGAUACUGUCAGAAUGUUCCUCGUACAGAUCUUUAAUACAUUUUCUUGGAAGGUAAUCAUCUGGUGUCCUGCCCGUCGAUUCCGUCUGAUAGAUAUCCAUGAAAUGUCCAGGAUUGUUUGAAUCUGGUACAGGUUGCGGAAUUCUUUCCGUUUCUGGACCGACCCAUCUAUUGUUAGAACACCAGGAACAGAGAUAUAAAAUAUCUUCUUCCCAACCCACACACAGAAAGGCUGAAAUUCUACAAUAGUGUUGUACCGCAGAUUUAUGAAUCUUCAUUCGUGAGUAAACAAGCCGGUUUCAAACAGUAUCUCCUCGAGCAACAGCAAAUGCGUUGGCAGUUAAACACAAAGAUAAAAGCCCUUUCCGAUAAAGAAAACAACUUGCUUAGAAACGAGAAUUGGGGAGUGUGCCAAAACAUCACGAAGUUCAUGUCAGGCGUGGAUGGAUGUAAGGGCAGUGGUGAUGUCGCGAAGUGUGAGUCCUCCUUGACCACUGUCAAUGAGGCCUUUAAUUCAGCAUCCGAUUUGCUCUCAUUUAUCGACAACAGACGAAAGAACCUUUAUACAGAAGAGCAUACCUUAAGGUCGUUUGCAAGUGAUGAGCUCAAAUAUUUCCAGGAAGCUCAAGAGCGAGUGAAGGCCAUACACCAAGAGCUGCAGAAAGCCUCCAAUGCGCUCACGACCACCCUCAUGAGCUUGAAGAGAAAGUUCCCAUCUCCCAUGGGGAACAACGGCCAAUCCCGAAGAAAAAAAGAAAACAAGAGAAAAGUGAAAAAAAUCAAGGAGAAAAGGUUGCAUCAGCGAGCAGCAAUUCUCCUAGAAAAACUUACCUCAAAAGAGGUAGCUAAAGAGGUUUUCGAUUCACUCGAAAAGAAUACUUACAAAUGUGUCUCAAGUAUUAAUGCAGGAUUCACUGCGAGAUUUGUCAAGCGUCUCCACCUGGAUCCUCUGCUAUGGCUUUUGGAAAGAGGCGUGUUUGAAACAGAGCUGGCACGCAAUUUGAAAGUGGUAGUGGCCAGAAUGAACGAAGAGAAUAGCAGUAAUGGUGCUGAAAAAGGGUCAAGUUCGGGCGAGGAUUCAGAUGAAUCUGACGAGGAGACUGUGCAAGAGCCAGUGGAGAGGGCUGCCGAAGAUUCUGACACGGAAGCGGAACAAGAUACAGCCUCACCAAAAUAAACACUUUUUUAUUUGUUGUUUUCAUUCGGCCGCGUAUUAAAAUAAUGAAAGUUUAUGAUUUUAGAUUACGAUUCUCUAUAAAACAAACUGAAACGUUAUGAAACAAUUUUGAGCAAUUGUAAGUAUUCCAUUCUCAAAAUCUUGAUUACCUUUCUAAUUUAGAUCGUGCCUGAAUAAAAACGUGUAUGUUAGACUACGAUAGUGAUUCUUUUUACAAAAUGGAGGGUCUGUAAAAGGGUUUGGGUUUUGUGUCUGGGCUAGAAUAGAGUUUAUAUAAUACAAAAUACAACUGAACGUGGUCUUGAAUAUAUGGUUGGGGGUUUAGAGUCUCAGCGGCAAAUCCUACCAAAGUAUUUACAAAUGCAAUCACCGGGGUCCCGGCGCGACCUAAAAUUCCUUUUUUUUGGUCUGAUCCCCCCAUUAUGCUUGUCAAUUACGGCUGAUCCCCCCUAAAGGUCUUCAAAAAACCAUGUGAUCCCCCCCUAAAUACUCCGACCCCCCCCAGGCGAUAAAUAAUGACCGGUCCCUUAUUUAGUGCCAGGAGCUGUUUUUUUUUAUAUUGGCCACUGUAUCUACACAAUCACUUAAUUUACAUGUCCGUUAAUGAUAAUUUUGCCUUAGGGAAUGUUUUGGGUUUAACCAUUUUUAUUUGUUUUUUCUUUGUAGCAUGCUAUGGAUUCUAUGUUGGCACGUGCUGGUGUUGAUGAUGAAGGCAGAGAAUUAUCGGGCCCAACUCAGGUACAAGAGAUGAUUGCACAAGUCAUUCUUAUACAAUUUGAACAGAUUUUCCUUGAUUAAUACUAAAAUUUUUUCUGGCAUUAUUUAUUAUAGUCUAGGAAGUUUUUGAUUAAAUGACCAAAUGGUAAAUGACAGAGCUUUAAAUGAAACUCUCUCUGGGUCAUCUUGUCGUGAACUUAGGUCAUAAGAUUGUCCUCAGCAUUAAAAUUUUAGUAGAAAGAUAAAAAAAAAAGAAUGAAAAAAAAAAGGAAAAAAAUGGUAAAGGACAUUUUGUGCAAUAUUGCAUUCAUACAAUCAUGUGCUGCAGUUUAACAGUUGCAGACUGUAUAAUUGCUGCUGUGCUGCCAGUAUAAGUUCACUAAGUAUAUAGUCUAAGGUUUACUUAAUUAGGGCAAAAGUUAUCAUUGCUUAUUAUUUUAUUUUAUAAUAGAUGAGGUACCAGUAACCACCUUGACUAGUAGUUUAUUUAUCAUAAUGACAAAAUGUUUGGCAAGUUUUACAAGAGUUGUUACCACAUGUACAUAUGACUUCCUUGUAACAAUGGAAAAUAAUUCUUUUCAGAUUCACAACCUUCUUGAGCUGGUUAAAAAGGAGCAAAACAUAUACAAUGUAGCGUUUAAUGAAAUAAUUCGUCAAGUAAGUGAUAAUUAAAUCUUACCGCCUUGUAGUUAUUAUAUCCAUACACUAAGGUUACUUUGAAUAACUCUUGAAUAUGCAGUUAGCCGUUAUUGUUGUGAAUAAAAUGAGCAAAAAUCUAGACUUAAAUUCAUCUUACUGUAGUUAUUGUUUUGUCCAGUUUAUAUAAUUUGUAGAAGUAUAUAGAAGCUAGAUUAAAUCAUACAUGCUAUAUGAAAGGGAACUGUUUACCAUUAGUAAGAGGUAACUGCACUUGAUUCACAGCGGAAACCUCCUGUGGUGUUCACAGUUUUCUGAGUUUCAUUAUCACACUCCAACACUCCCAAUGCUAGUUCAACUUGGAAACAGUGGACAAGAAGAGCCACCUCAUAGAAUGACCACCUCUAAAUUCCAUUCGUAUUAUUAUUAUCUAUUUUCAGGUAACGGUUGAAUGUGCAGAGAGGGGAGAACUGUUAGCGAACUUGAGGAAGCGCUAUGCAGAUCUCUUAGAUCGCAUUCCCAGACAAGUGAAAAGGUAACAAAAGACUGAAAACACUAAUCCAUCGAUAGCUGUUCAUGUUCCUAAGUUUAAUGUACACUUAUCAUCAAGAGAAUUAAUUACAACCAGCAGUUAGCAUAAAUCUGCCACACUACAUAAUGUUCCUUACCACGCCUCCGUACUCUGUGAUUUCAUUUAUUCCUCAAUGGAGAUGAAAGUUAAGACUAAUGUAAUAAUUUUGAAUUUUGAUUUCGGAAAAUGCAACUAAAAUAUUGGCAUCUAGGUGUAAAAAUUCAACUGUUAAAAAAAUUCAGCAUCGUCUAUUUUCUUUGCAGUCUCCACCAGGAAGUUAUUGCUCAGAGAGCUUUAGACAGGUAGGAAAACUGUCAGUAGCUUCUACCUGUGUCUUACCAUUAAACACAAACCUAUUAGGAGUUAUCCAGCCUGUUCCAGGUGUUCUGUUAGGAAAAUUAAGCGAAAUAGGAAACGGCGGGAUUUUUAGUAGCGACAGGGCGAAAACCAAGGAGGUCUGGUUUAGGCGUAUUACGCGACCCGACUCAAACCUCCUCACGCUUCGUUUUACUAACUGAGCGCCUUGAACAGGUCAGGAGCUCUUUUGCAAUAUGUUCUCUUUUUGCCUUUCCGUGAAUGUGCAAAACUUACUUAACUGUACCCUCUAUAGGAUAAGUGUUCUCUAUGUGCUAGAAGGUGUUGUUAACAAAAUGUAAUGGCUGACAUCAGAAUAAAAUAUCUUGUGACUUGCAUUUCUGACACAUCAAGCAUUUCUGAUUCUCUAAUUGUAUUUAAUGUUUCGUAUGCAAUCAUUUUUCCGGUACAGGAGAUUAACGGAAGAACUUGUGCGAUUUAAAGCAUCUAUAAGUUCUCUAACCAGGUAUGUAAAGUAUAUUGCCGAAAACUUUCAGAUAGAGCAAUUUUCAAUUAAGCAUCGAGAUUGAUCCGAAUAGCUUUGUUUUUGCUUUACUUCGCUCAGUGAUUGGUUUAGAAAACUCGCGCCACUCUCUGAACCAAUCAGAUGCCAAACUAAACACCGAUCACGACUUGAUCGCUUGCAUUUACCCGCGCUCUAGGAAUUGUGGAUGGUUUUACUUUGAGUUCUCAUCGGCUCUUAAAGUAAAUUUCCUUUCUUUUGAUUACUGUGGUUACUUUGGUUUUGGGUUUAAGACGCUCAAUCGAAAAAGCGCUCUACCAUGCAAUUACUGAUUUGGCAGCAUCGAGAAAACUCAGAGAAGACUUAGUGAUAAUUUGUCAUUUUUGUCUUUAUUGUUAGUGAACUUGCUUCAGUAAAGGCUCAUGAUCGGGAAGUUACCCAACAGGCCAAAUAUGCCCAAGAAGAGGUAAAUGAAUUAAAAAAUUAUUUUUGUAUCAUUUUGAGCAUGAAAAUCCGAAAAUUUCAUUUGUAAUUUCGAAUAAAAGGAGCCGAUGCUCUCCACGUUGUUUAUUGACGCGUGUCUCGUUUGCAUUCUAUUUUAGCUGCACGAGGCACUGGAGGAAUCCGAUAAGAACGCCAGGUAAGUUUCAGUGGUCAUACAGUUAAAGAAAUCUUGGUUGUUGCAAUCUUUAAACAAACCGUUUUCCAUGUAAGGUUCCAGAAAUCCAUUCAAUUGCUAAUAAUAUUUCGUUUUUUGUCACGCCUUUUAGCUUGAUUUCAGAAUACCACGACUUGUACGAGCUACAAAGAAAGAGACUUGAGGACCUCGUUGGUGAGUACUCUUAACGAUAUUUUAGCAAUAAUUUUGUAUGUUGCACGCUUUGUAUGUUGUUACGAACACUUUUAGAAAAGGGUAAAGAUUGUUUUGCUCACAGCUACUUCCUGCCCUCCCUGGUAAACGUUUAAACGUUUGCUUGGAACCUUUUUAUAAUAAUGGAUAGUACCUUUUUUCCUUGCGCAGGCAAAUUAACUGAAGAACGUGAUUUGUGGAGCAGUGCAGCCUAUACCCUUUCCCUGAAGGUCACAGACAAACAUUCGUUAAACACAGCUAAGAAAUUACACCUCUGUGAAAAAGCCUGGGCCAAGUUGAGCCGACACUUUGCAAUAUUCCUGAGUGAAAAGGACAGUAUACAGGUUUGCAGAACCCUUUUUUUCUUUCUCUCUCUAAUAUGAUCUAUCUUUUAUUCUCCUCCAGAGUUUUUACAAAUUUAAUUGUUCUUCUUGACUUGUUCACGGCUUUUAGUUUUCUGACAUUGCUAAAAUUUUUAAGUCUCUGUUCUGUAGUUUGUAGUUUUCUUCCUGAAAUUUACCACUUUCCCUGUUUAUUUUUUGGUCUUGAAAGUUAAAAAUGCCGAUAACUUUCUCUUGCUUUGUAUUUCAGCUGGAGACCUUGACUCACCAUGUUCAGAAGUGGAGAGAGCUCUCCGAUAAGUUUAACAAAAAACUCGUUUCCUCUGAAGAAGAAAUGAAAAUCAGGGUCAGUUUGCUGGAAUUUUUUUGGUGGUUAAUUUGUUUUUUAGUGUAGAGCACAAAGUUUAUAUUCUUAUUGAACUGGCUAUGUGUGCAGGGAGCCUAGUAGGUCAAGAAGUAUGUGUAUUUUAACCCUACGCUAUGUUGGUGUAAGGAUUUAAAACAAACUUUAUUUGGAUGUACACUGUUUUGUUUGGAGUGUGACGGUCAUCGACUACGCCCUUUAAAAAUUUUGUCACGCGUGAAAAGAACCAUAGCGGGUUGUGAAAGGCGGUUAUCAUCCGAAUAUCUUGGUAGUUGUAAUAGUUGUAGACUUUUUAUUUAUUUGUAAUUUGUUUGGUUUAAUAUAGCUUGAAAGACUGAUAGGUCAACUUCAAAGAUGGAAGAAGGAGUUUCUCAAAAUUGUCAAGUAAGUGAGAACGUUAUACCAUUCUUCUCUUGGCAAGAGUCAUGUAACCAAUGGAAGAAUACGUCAUUGUCUGUGUUGUCUGAAGUGUUGAAAACAUUGUCACAAAUUUAACAGAUAAAUUGUUUGUGAGGCAUGCAGUUAUUGGGAAAACCUCUUCCCUCAGGAGAAAAAGUAUUCCAACAUUAUUUAAUAAACGGUUAGGAAUAUAUGAAAGUCAUAUAUAUUUGAACUGCGGAUAAAGACGUGAAUGAAAGUGAUCCUCGCAGUAAUGUGCACUACUUAAGCAGUAGUGAAAAUAAGGCCGGAAAAAAAUUCAGGCCUGUACGGGAUUUGAACCCAUGACCUCUGCGAUACUGGUGCAGCGCUCUACCAACUGAGCUAACAAGCCAACUGGGAGCUGGUCAUGAUGUUGGUUCUAAAUAAUCAUUUAAGUUGUUUGUUGAGAUGAGAUACUUAAGCUUUAUCGCUGGGACUUACAAUGCGACAAAUCUUAGCCACAGGUCUCUUCCCUAGUCGCCAUGUUCGUUCUUGUUCCAAAACGGGUCUCGCGGUUCGUCUCAAUGCGAACAUCACACAAAUUCAAAUCAGUUUAAAAAGCGAGUUUACAAAGCGAGUUGCCGCCUUGUGUAUAUGGGCCUUCGUAGAAGAAAAGACUUAACCAAAAUUAUAGAGUUUCUAAUAAGGAAAACACUUAUACUGUUUCCAUUCAGUUAUGAUAAUGGCAGUGUGCGUCCCCCUGACGAGCAGUUUAUCAAGAAUUUAUCCGAGGAUUUGAAAUCAUGGGAGGAGACAUUGAACCAAGAGGCAGAGCAUUUCACAGGGGAGACACUCCUAUCACGUGAAGACGAACUGUACCAGAUGAACAGGGAGGUGGAUGGAUGGACUGAUGUGGCGCUUAAGGUAAACAAAUAAUGACACAGGGGGUGGGGUAGGUGAGGUAUUUUAUUUAUAGGGCUUAGCCAGAUUGAAAGAGAUGUUCCCCUCCUGUGCAAGUUGAACCGUAGGUCGGGGAGCUUAAAUUUCAAUUGAUCGGGUUUGGCCACACCGUAAGUUGGGGGCUCUUCCUUUGAUCACGUUUGGCCACACUGAAAGAGUCCAUUCUUGCCUUUGCUAGGAAAAACGGAAUUCCAUAAUUCGCAAUUACACGCGUGCAAAUUGCAGGCAAGGUGCUAGACUUCCCAUGCGUUUAGUGUAAGUCUGCUCGAAGGUUACAAAUGACGCCGAGAACCGUUUUUUUUAAACGUCAAGUUGCAAAAGGAAAAGUGUCGUCAUCUUUAAAAACAACAUAUUGCUAAAGUAAUCCUGCUUAUACCUUGUUCUUGCCACUAAAGUGUUUUGCUGAAGGCUACAUAUAUUAUGAUAAUGAGAUCACACUGAUAUGAAAUUUCUAGUUUGUAAACGAGUUUUGUCACGUUAUUCAGGUAUUCAGCCGCCACGAAGCUGACGAUGGAACAAGGUGGCUGCAACACGAAGUGAUGUCCCAGUUGAACCAAGAAGUAGAUCGCUUACAUCAGCAGUAUCACGUAAGAAUUAUCGGAGAAAACGGAGUGGCCAAAGGGAUUAUUGAUCUGGUGAAUCCAAUCGAAACAUGGUGAGCAGAUUUUGUCUGUCUAUGUAAGUGAAGGUGUGUUGAUUUAUUGACGUGACUUUUAUUUUAAAAGACAUGCGUGUCUUAAAACAAAUAUUUUGUAUAAGAAAUAUGGACUGCUGUUGUGUUGUUUAAAUUAAGAAUAAUAUUGUUAUUGUCCUCGUUAAUCUGUUCUCGAAUGUAAUCUCGCUUACUAUAAUUCUCAUUGUGUUAAGUGUUUUAGAUAUGUAAGACUUGAAGCUGUUUUAUCAGCGAGAGGCUCACACAUUUGCUCAGCGAGUUUGCUUAAGCAAGUUUCCCCCUAACUUCUCAACACUAUCUUCCGCUCGGUGAUCAGGCCACAAAACUCGCUUGAACUUGUCAACCAACCAUUGUAACCCUAAAGAUGCAAAACUUACACUAACGGCGACUUAAUCACUCGCCUUUUUCGGUGUUGGAGUCCUUCUGUUUCAUGCGUCAGAUUCUUUGAAUAGUCAUUAAAAGAAUUAGAUGAUCUUCAAAUAAAGUUUUGAAAACAUGUCCAGGGGCAGACUGAAAAAGAACAAUGUGCUCCUUAAUGUGAUAAUUUCGUUUGCUUGUAUCAGCUAUUUUAACUCCGUCCGUUACAUAACAUUAACCUUUGUCCAAUCCAUUAAAAUAUUUUUUUUAUCCCAAGGGGAAACAAACUUAAUACUAUCCUAAAUGGAGGUGACAUGCUGCUCGACGCGGACUGGAUACGACUUUCGGAUCAGGUACGCGAAGAAUGGGCUGAUCACCUCACUGAAACGCUUGCUCUGAUUGGCUCAACGCAGAAGGAAGGUGCUCGGUUGAGCGGAGAGGAGGAAAAUCCAGUGAACGUGGAAGAAGUUUUUAAAAACGCUGUUAAAUGGCUGUCAGCGACAACAAAUGGGAUUGACAACGAGGAUGCCAAAGUUGUUGAAAGAGUAGGUUGAAAAAGAAAAUCAUUUUUCUUCUGUGUUGCACGGUGUUUUUAAACAGAAUAUGUUUAAGUUAACUUGUGGGCGCGUUAAGUUUGGUGUUGAGAUUUUGCGAAAUCUCUUGAAAGCUUUUUGACUGCGAGAGACUCUCUCAUACAUUUGGUUAUCAACUAACAGUCGGUAAUCACAGCAAAGUGAUUUUCGUGUACAAGCAGGGCUGCUUUCCAUGUCUUCUACAGUUACGUGAACUUUAAGUAAAAAGGAAGCAUCCUUUAAGUAAAGUAAUUUCACCUCUGACUUGGUCACUCUCUUUUUCCGGUCCUCGGGGCAAUUUUCUUGUACGUUGUUGCCAUAUUUAACUUGUUCCAAUCGUUUCAGUUCUAGUUUUAUGACACCUAAUCAAGAAGUGCUCUAAUUUGUUUUUUGGUGAUCGUUGUUACUAGGUUACACAACUUCAUAGCGCUAUGAUUCGCUGGAUGAUCACAGUUCUCCUUCGCCUGACCCCAGACAUGGAGGACAAAGAACUGGAAGAGAUUAACAAAGAGACAGAUGAUCAAGAGGUGGAUGCCUCUCUAGGAGGUGGAGAAAUCCUGCUUCAAGCCAUUCCUGAGGAAAUAUGCAGUCGGGCGCAGAGGUUGUUUGAAGAACUGAGAAAGUUUUCUGGUCUUUUGGCAAAAUGCUGCUCUGAUCUGGUAAUAGAUUUGAUGCAGGUAAGGAAAAUGCGAGCAAAUGCAUGACGCUCGUUCCGUAAUACGCGCCUCCAAAAGUAACCACCUUGUCAGCUGAGCCAAUUUCACAGUAAGGUCCUCGUUAAUAAUGACUGAGAAGUAAAUAGAGCUUGAUGUUUAACUGCACUGAAAUGUUACACCGGCUCUAAGUUGAAGGCUCUAGUUGUACUUUGUAAGGUUUCUCUUCUCCUCUUGAAAACGUUCAGAGUUUAAAACGCACAUUCAGGGCUAUUGUUCUGCUCAUUUUUAUUAUUUACUUUUUUUACCAGUUUGUCGUCUCCGAUUUCUUCACACUUUGCUUAAGGUAACCAUAUCAUGUUUUACAGGAAAAGCGCGAUCAAGGUGAUGAACACGCAGAUAUGGACUUUAAAGAUCUUAAGCGGCUGAGUGUGGAAUGUGAAGGUUGGAUACGAACUGCUCGGUUGCUCAUCCAGGAUGUUAUGGGAGAGGACUUUGUCUUUGAAGAUGUUUCUGCGAACACGAAGAAAGGGGCUGAUAGAGCGGUGUCUACGGAUUCUAAAGUCACUGAAACUGAGGUAACAUUGAAAUAAUAUACGUGUUUUUGCUUUUACGUUGUCGUGUUAUGACGCAAUAGAAUCUUGUCUCUUCUCUUUGGCUUUCUUUUAUUUGUGUGGUCAAGUGUACGGUUACUGAACUUCAACUCUCGUUUUGCCCUCAGAUAUUUUCGCAUGGGUUAAUAAGAGACGUUUCAAGGGAUUUUUGUUUGGGUCCAACAAAAGUUAUAGUUUAAGAAAGAUGUCUUUCUUUUUAGUCUCGAGUGUUCAGAAAUAAACAAGGAUACGAACCUCGGACCUCCAGAAUUCACGGUUCGAGGCUCAAUCAUUGAGCCACAGAGAACUCGAUGCCAAGCCCGAUCUUCUACCAAAUUGAAGCUCUGUAUUAAUAAAUGACGUACACUUAAGUAAAUCGGUCAUUUCUUUAAGGCUGAAGAUAGUGAUACUAAGCAAAUUGAAAAAGUGGAGGAAGCAGAGCCAGUGAAAGAAGCAGAAAAACAAGACGCUGACAAACUUGGAGCUGUUCUUGAAGUUCAGGAAGACUCAGCGAAAGAACAAGCACCCGUGGAAACUACUAACACAUCUGAUGUUACUGAACCUGCUGUAGACACCAGCGAGGAAACAAAAGGGGAUGAGUCUGGGAAAGGGCCUGAUGAAGCUCUUCUUGUCGAAGGGCCAGACCAAGAACAGGACGCAUCCCGGAUGCACGUGCUUGGACAUGAUGAUAAUAUAAGAACCAAGUCCCUCGAGGAGCUUCCUCCAGACCAGGUACUUUUUAACACAGUAGUAUUACAGUACUGAAUAUUAUAUAACUUAUCAUUCGUUUUUUCAUUUCUGGGUGACGACUGCCGCAGUGACCAAAGCCAAGCUACUUUUUCUCUAAUUGGCACGUAUAUGGAAAGUUUUUGUAGUCUCAGUCAGACGUAAUCUCCUGGUUUAUUUUACUUAUUUAUAUUUUUUGUCGGUAUGUUGGUAAAAAAGAUAUGUUGGUUUGUCGUAAUAGUCAGGCAAAGAUGGUGCUAAAAUUAUGCUAUUGUGAGGCAUUUUCAGGCCAAAGAGCACAAGGUCUCUACCAUCAAAAGAAAAAGGAAAACCAAAAGUGAGCCAGUAUCUAGUCAACGGGCAGUGACAACUGUUUCGACCUCAUCAGGCUUCAUCGGCAUGGCGCAGGUUUCCCGCCUCUUGGAAAAAAAUAUAGAUGCAAGUUUGGCAAUCCAGUGACACAAGUAUAACAUCCUUGUAAGGUGAUGUAAUUUUCUCUAUUUGUCUUUUGACAGGAGCUAGAACUGCUGACUGUUCCUGAAGGCGAAGGUCAAUUGCCUGGUGAGUGCAUUUUUGUUCUAUAUCUAGAUACAAAUGUGCUGCUCUCUUUGAAAUGUUUGUUGGAAACCUUACUAGUAAACGAAAAAUUUUUUCAUAUCGUCAAGGACAUUUUUAGAGUUAUCUAACGAUCAGUUGAACGUUAUUAGUAGAGCGUAAGGCUUGGGUUUACUCACGUUGUUUACAAGCAAAAACAGUAUGAUGAUAAAGAUGUUUUGCCAUGUUUCCUUCAGCUCGCUCUCCGUCACCAGAUACUAAGAAGGCUCUGGAAGCCCUCGCUGCUGUAGAAAGACUUCAAGCACAGCUACUGUAAGUUGUUUCUCUUAAUUUUUUUUUUCUCAAAGGACCGUGUAAUAUCUGCAAAGACUCUGUAAAUUGUCCGUCAUUUACCUUCAUGCAAAAGUCUGGAUUUGUCUCUGGCCCUUUUUAGUCAUGGUCCUUUCCAAAAGUUUUGAAGCGUAUUCUCUAAACUCUUUUGAAAUUGCUGCAAAACACCCCAAACAGAAAGUGAAUGUUGGCGUCCUCGGUCUAGGCGAUUCAAAUUGCGUCAUAAUUGCGAUGACGGUUGGUCAUGCUCUGACGCGCGUGCGCACACUAUGACAGUUUGUCUUCUUCAACACGUGCGCACGCAUAAAAUGUGACAUUGCAACGGUGAGAGUUUGUCUUGUUCUAACGCACGUAGUCAGGACGGGAAGGGGAAUUUCUUAAGAAAACUAGAACUUUUUUUCAUGGACGCCGUCCUCGGUGUUACCUUUCUGACUGCUUCACGUCUCAAAUUGAUCACAACGAUGACUCGUCUUGUCCUAACUCGCGUUUGUUGUCUAACGCGCGUCGGCGCGCCAAAAAAAUGCAUAAUUGCACCGGCGGUUCAUUUAUUCGUCUCAGGUCCCCACAACUCAUAUUCCAAUGAGAUUUGAAAUAAGUCAAAGACAAGUUGUAGAUAUUACCCGGAGGAGAGCGGGAAACUUUGCGGGGUCAGUGUGUUACCUUGAUGAGAAUUGAAACAAGAUCACUUGAGCUAGUUACCGGUUGCAGUUUUGUUAAAAAAUAUGGAAUUAAUUGGAAGAACUUUCAAAUCCGCGAUAGGAAAAUGUGUUCAUUUGCCUUCAUUUUUUUUGUUGAAUGACGCAGGGAAACAGAAGAGAGAGCCCAAGCGGCCGAAGAGCGAGCUAUCCAAGCUGAAACUGACCUGAAACAAGCUCUAGAAAAAAUCCGAGCCCUUGAACGGUCAGCGUCCCGUGCAAGUGCGAUAUCGGCAGGGGAAUCUCAGACACCUGCGGACAGACCGGUCAGCACUAGCAUGUCAAAGCGACCCACCUCUCAAGCUUCCACUGCGCAGGCGCAGACGCCUCAGCCUCCACGAACAGCUUCCCAGCAAUCCACAAGGCCCUCAACUCGGGCAUCAACAAAGAAAAAAUAAUUUGUUAUGUAAAAAGUUGCGAUGUAACAUUAUCAAGGAGUAAGUGACAGAAGAUUCACCAACACUCAACCUUUGUAAAUACACAACAGUGAAAAAACGAAGUCCCUCAGAUUUUGAAAGACUUCUAGGUUUGAAAUAGGUAUUGUAUUUAUUUUUAUAUCAGUCAAACAACUCCGCGCAUAAUUUAUUUUGACUAUGAUUUGCGUUGAUCAAGUUUAGCGACCUCUUUUUCAUCGGUAACUCUUUCCGUACAUGUAUAUAUGGUAACCCUUCCAUUGCUACCAAACAACAAAAAGAACC
Pocillopora meandrina is the source of this 16420-nucleotide messenger RNA. Lineage: Eukaryota; Metazoa; Cnidaria; Anthozoa; Scleractinia; Pocilloporidae. The record is from the annotation of a GenBank genome assembly.